GUAUACGGGCCACGUGCUUGCUUCCACUGCAAUCCUUCUCCGGCGUUGAAUUUCUACAUCGCUGCAAAUCCAAUGCGUAGAGUGAUUUCGGUUUUUCUCCGUUGAAUUCAUCGGCUACUCUUUGGAAUCUAGAAGAAUCUAGGGUGAUUCUUCAAAAAUAACAAGAAAAAUACGGGUAGCGAUCGAUGUUCUGACGCUUCUCGAAUAUUGGUUUUCCUUAUCUCCUGGAGUGCUCAUGCAUUCUAGCUGAGGAACUGAGGUGGAAUUCGCAAUUGAAAGGAACCGUUGCAGCGUCACGAGCAUUGACAAGCUAGAAGGUUACAAUGGCUGCAUCUGAAGAGAACAACACGCUGUUUCCAAUAUUUGUAUUGACAAUGAUCGCACUUCCUCUAGUGCCAUAUACUUUCGUCAAUUUAUAUCUCACUUUCAAAAAGAAGUCUGAGAAUAUUAAUUGCCAUUGUUCAGCCUGUUUCUACUCAGGGAAGUAUCGGAAGUCCAUGUUUAGACGCAUUUCGAACUUUUCGACCUAUAGUAACCUGACAGUAGUGCUGCUCUGGGUUGUUGUUGCACUAUUGGUUUUCUAUAUCAAGCAUAGCAACACUGAGGUCAAAGUUUUUGAGCCUUUUAGCAUACUUGGAUUGGAGCCUGGAGUAUCUGAUUCAGAAAUAAAGAAAGCGUAUCGGAAACUUUCCAUUUUAUAUCAUCCUGAUAAAAAUCCAGACCCAGAGGCUCACAAGUAUUUUGUUGAUUAUAUCUCCAAGGCUUAUCAGGCGUUAACUGAUCCUGUAUCACGGGAGAACUUUGAGAAAUAUGGCCACCCUGAUGGCAGACAGGGUCUUAAAAUGGGGAUUGCUCUACCCCAGUUCCUCUUGAACAUCGAUGGAGCAUCUGGUGGAAUUUUGCUUCUUGGAAUUGUUGGAGUUUGCAUUAUUUUGCCUCUGACAAUCGCUGUCGUAUACUUGUCAAGGUCAUCAAAAUACACUGGGAAUUAUGUGAUGCAUCAUACUAUGUAUGCAUAUUACCAUUUAAUGAAGCCUUCAUUGGCUCCAAGCAAGGUCAUGGAAGUUUUCAUCAGGGCUGCAGAAUAUAUGGAAAUUCCUGUUCGCCGAACUGAUGAAGAAUCUCUUCAGAAAAUAUUUGUGCUGGUUAGGAGUGAGCUCAAUUUGGAUCUUCGAAAUAUUAAACAAGAACAAGCUAAAUUUUGGAAACAGCAUCCUGCCUUAGUGAAGUCUGAAUUGUUGAUGCAAGCACACCUGACUCGUGAAACCACAGCAUUCACUCCAUCUUUGGAGUGCGAUCUUAGGAAAAUGCUUGCCCUUGCACCUCGCCUUCUUGAAGAACUAAUAAAGAUGGCCAUUAUACCUCGCACCCAGCAAGGACAUGGAUGGCUGAGACCUGCAAUUGGAGUUAUUGAGCUGUCCCAGAGUAUUAUUCAGGCUGUCCCCCUCAGUUCUAGAAAAGCAACAGGAGCAUCCAGUGAAGGUUAUGGUCCAUUUCUCCAGCUACCACAUUUCAGCGAGUCCAUUGUUAAAAAGAUUGCAAGAAAGAAAGUGCGUUCAUUUCAAGAUCUACGCGAAAUGAAAUCACAAGUGCGCACGGAUCUCUUGACUCAAGCUGCUGGGUUUUCUAAUGAUGAAGCCAGAGAUGUCGAGAUAGUUCUUGAGAUGAUGCCUUCCAUAUCCCUCGACAUAACAUGCGAGACUGAAGGUGAAGAAGGAAUACAAGAAGGCGAUAUAGUGACAAUGCAAGCUUGGAUCAAUCUCCACAGAUGGAAUGGCGCAACUCGAGCCUUUCCACAUGCUCCCUACUUCCCUUUCGAAAAAGAAGAGAAUUUUUGGUUGCUGCUCGCUGACUCCUCCUCAAACGAGGUUUGGGUAUCGCAAAAGAUCAAUUUCAUGGACGACGCAACAGCCAUAAUCACUGCAUCAAAAGCAAUCCAAGAACUGAAGGAAGGUUCAGGCGCCAGCCCCAAAGAAAUCAAUGCAGCUGUAAAAGAAGCAUUAGAUCGAGUGAAAGCUGGUUCGCGACUAGUCAUGAGCAAGUUCCAGGCCCCUUCCGAAGGAACUUACAACCUGACCUCGUACUGCUUGUGUGACUCGUGGAUUGGUUGCGACGCCAAGUCCAAUAUUAGAUUGAAGGUUUUGAAACGAAGCCGGGCUGGCACAAGAAACUUUGCUGCUGCAGAUGAACUGCCAUCUCUAGAUGUUGGGGCUGAAGAGGAAGACGAGGAAGGAGAAGAUGAAUACGAUGAUGACUAUGAAAGUGAGUACAGCGAGGACGAUGAAGAUGGCGCCAACAAUGGUAAUAAAGAUGCCAAACAUCCAACGGCCAAUGGCUCUGCCCGCGGUAGCGAUUCCAACUCCGAUGGGUCCGAAAGCGACAAACAUUGAUUUUAUUUUUAUUUUCUUCUCCAUUUUUGCUUCUGAUGCCAUAUUUUAACUUAUAUCAAUACUGUGUAGAACCAUGUUGUAUUUUGACAAAAUCAGAGGGCGCAGUAUAGAGACUGUAAAUUACA
Molecule: messenger RNA, 2515 nt
Organism: Andrographis paniculata
Lineage: Eukaryota; Viridiplantae; Streptophyta; Magnoliopsida; Lamiales; Acanthaceae
Product: dnaJ protein ERDJ2-like
Exons: 12
Coding region: 324-2390 (688 amino acids)
Biological process (GO): SRP-dependent cotranslational protein targeting to membrane; post-translational protein targeting to endoplasmic reticulum membrane
Cellular component (GO): Sec62/Sec63 complex
Molecular function (GO): RNA binding; transmembrane protein transporter activity
Source: RefSeq, a predicted model, not a curated record